Messenger RNA from Aspergillus sclerotioniger CBS 115572, 1485 nucleotides. RefSeq lists its product as uncharacterized. Bases 1 to 1485 code for a protein of 494 amino acids. The record is from RefSeq and is a predicted model, not a curated record. The transcript has 3 exons. Lineage: Eukaryota; Fungi; Ascomycota; Eurotiomycetes; Eurotiales; Aspergillaceae.
AUGACUCCAAGCCACAGAUCUGCUUCUCAGUUGUGGGCUAUUGCUCGCCGCAAGCUCUUUUCCAGGCGUGGGUCCUAUGAUCAAGAUUAUGACUCCCAACACCGAUCUUCUGGCUCUGCAGACACUUCUUCUCUCAGUGAGCACACCGACGGAUUUUACAAAUACUCGCAGGAAGUUCUUGAGAAAAGUGAUAUGGUCUACAGAAAGGUGAUCGAAAACAUGGGAAUUCGUUCUUCAGAUAGCACCGAGGCGUCUUAUGCGUCUGCUUCGAUGGUUCCUAUCGGACGGCCCAGUCUUCCCUACACCAUUGGUUCCCCUGAAUGGAAUACCACCUACGGUACUGUCAAGUAUUUGGACCACGUCUGUGAUGAUGAUGAUACCUCGGCCUGGCGUAACAGCGUCCUGUUCGUGUAUACCAGAGUGUACGCUGUUGCCAAAGUGGUUUUCAUGGCUUUCCUCCAUUAUGGACUUGAUUUGGAUGACAUUCCUGAUGGCUUGAUGACCUGCAUCAGAAAUGCAGAGGAGGCUGUCACCUCCGACAGGAUCACCGAUCUGGUCAAUAGCAUCGAGAACCUGUACCAUGCCCUCUAUGCGAGGCUGAUUAUGGAACUUGCCAAUGUUGAUUUGUGCUCCUGCUUCAAUUUCGGGGUUGCGCGUGUCUCUUCGCAUAACAAUUUUAUACUCCCGGAGCCACGUCACUUGUUCAACAUCUUCCUGGCUUGCAAGGGGUUUCUCGACAGUCCGACUGUCUGCACUGCCUUUAAUCGAAAGGUUGUCGAAGACUACCAGAGUGGGUUCAUCCGUCGCUCUUUGCAGAAUCUCCUUGACGUCGGAUUUGAUCUUGAUGAUCUCAUCGGGUUCCGUCGCUUUGUCCUUCCUAUUGUUGACAACCGCGAGUCUCCGUUCCGCAAAAAAUGGAGUGGAAGUGGCCUGGUGUAUCAGUUGCCGCCCGCGGAGCUUCUUGCCAUUCAGGCCGAGAGAUACAUGGCUUUCACUCCGAGGGAGACGCACCGCCUCUUGAUUCCCGACCAGAUCCUCCCCUUCGUUGAGCGGCACACCAUCGACCCGGAACGCUUGGAGAGAGAAUUCAUUCAGGACCACCGCCAGGCUGCACUCGCCAUGCUCGAAGGCAAGACUCUGGGAGAUCUUCGAAAUGAGAAUACCAUGUCCCGGAUGAUGAAUUACGUCAAAGAAAGAAAGUGCAUUUGCCAAUCUGCCUGCAGUUGUAGCAUGAUUUGCACUCGGGAGCCGGAGAGACCUUGCCCCUGUGCAGAGUGGAGAAUGACCAUGAUGCUUGCGCAGAGUCGCUCUGGCCAGGGCCCUCUGGGUCUCCGUGAUCGAUGCACCGUCCUAUCAAAGGCUGUGUUUCUAGAGAUUGCUUCCUUCCGGGACGAUGUUGAUACGUUCGAGAUCGCAGCGGCCUUGGACCGAGCUUUCAUGCUCUUUGCUGACGAGAUCCAGAAGAAACCGGUCGCUGAGGCCUAG